Penicilliopsis zonata CBS 506.65 is the source of this 2275-nucleotide messenger RNA. RefSeq lists its product as hypothetical. Gene Ontology annotation, biological process: regulation of transcription by RNA polymerase II. NCBI's taxonomy places the organism in Eukaryota, Fungi, Ascomycota, Eurotiomycetes, Eurotiales, Aspergillaceae. Gene Ontology annotation, cellular component: chromatin. The transcript is spliced from 3 exons. The record is from RefSeq and is a predicted model, not a curated record. Gene Ontology annotation, molecular function: DNA-binding transcription factor activity, RNA polymerase II-specific; RNA polymerase II cis-regulatory region sequence-specific DNA binding. Bases 335 to 1906 code for a protein of 523 amino acids.
UAACUCUCUAAACCAAUACGAUCGUCUGUGGUUCUUCUUGUCGGAUUCCCUCGCCUCGGAGAAGAGAAAAAAUUUUUUUCUACUUUUCUUCUUCUCCCCUUCUCUCUCUCUCUCUCUCUCUCUCACUCUCACAUCUACUUUCGCCCCUCCUCCCCGGUCAAUGAUCUGGAGACAGUGAUCUGAUCUAAGGACCUCUUUUUUCUUUUCUUUUUUCUUUUCUUUUUUUUUUCCCUCUCGUCUUUUCUUCUCCACCACCCCCUCCAGACCAUCUCUCUCUCUCUCCCUCUCUCUCUCCGCUUGUGUUGUACCUGAAAAUCCAAACAAACGCAAACAAAUGGAUCCUCGAUCUCAUCCGGCUAGACCUCCCUCGACGAGUCUGCCUCAGGGCUCUACGCCGUUGUCAUCGAAUCCUAUCUCGAGUAUGCCGAUGCCUCAAUACACGAUGCAGCCGCAAUACUCCGUCUCGCAGCCUCAUACCCUGCCUCCCUUGCAGCCGCAUCAUACUCAAUCCCCCGCGCCGCACUACAUGCCCCAGCCCUACCGCCCGGACCUGUCGCGCUAUCCGGCGACCACCGCGCAUGAUGUCUACGCCGCCUCCGCCGCGCCCAUCAUGCCGCACACCACCGUGGGCAGCCUGCCGCCUUCCUCCUUCCUCUCCCACCCCAAUCCUCAGGCGCAGCAGUCGCAAUACCCGCCCCCGCACAGUGUCCUGCCCCCCUCGUCCACCGCGCAGUCCUACCCGCAACCCAUUGCGCCCGCCCCCCCGCGCGACCGCCGUCCGGACUUCGCCAGCAUGCCCUCGGGCGCCUUCAGCUACUCGGACGGCAAGACCUCGCCCUGGGUGAACCCCGCCGAUCCCAUCGGGGUAAACGGUGCCUCGCCCUACGCCCCCAAGGAGCCGCCUCGCACCCAGGUUGUCGGCUCCCAGGGUCGCCGCGGCAUCCUCCCCAGCGUCCCCGGCCGCGCCGCCCCCAUCACCAAUGGUGUCAACGGCACCGCCAAGAGCACCACCAUCCCCGCCAAGGAUGCCGAUGGGAAGUUCCCUUGCCCUCACUGCAACAAGACCUACCUGCAUGCUAAGCACCUCAAGCGUCACCUGCUCAGACAUACUGGUGAUCGGCCGUACAUGUGCGUCCUGUGCAAGGACACGUUCUCUCGCAGUGACAUUCUGAAGCGCCACUUCCAGAAGUGCUCCCUCCGCCGCGGUAACCCGACUGGCGCAACCCAUCUGUCACAUCCUAACGCGCAUUUGAGAAAGAAUCAACAAGCGGCGAACAAUCUGGCAAAGAAUGCUCAGGAUGAAGUCAGUAGUACCAUCCCACCUCCCCAUGGUCUUAUCGGCGAUGGGGCCGUGAACGGGAACGGGCUGGCCUCUGGCCGACCGGGGUUCACGGAACAGCAGCCUCUAGGAUACUCCCCCCUGCACGCCGCCAACGGAAUGAGCCGUGGUCCGUCGGACGACGCGUUCCCCGCUGGCCAAGCGCCCCCGCGAGCAUCCUGGAUGGCUGCUCAUCCCCCGAAGCAGAACAUGUACCUGAUGCAGCCUGGCACUGAUGCCUCUGGCCAGCCUUUGAAUGUUGACCGUCCUUCCCUUGAACAGGCAAAGCCACCGAUCGUUUCUGAUCCUAAGCGGCCAGUCAUGCCGGGGCCCCCUCACCCGGGUCAGCCCAGCGAGAUCGACUGGACCUCGAUGUUCCAGCCCGGCGCCUCCGACGGUUACAUCAACCCGGUCUUCCCGCAAUCCAUGGCGGCCGGUCAAGAACCCAUCCAGGCUCAUGUCGAUGUUGAGAGAAAAUUCUACCCGGCCACCUCUGCAGGUCCCCCUCAGGAGGGUGGCAUUAACGGGCUCUACUUGGCCUCCACCACCUUGGCAGGCGACGGCACCGUGCAGCCCGCUCGUCAGUAGAUUGGAACCACAAGGAUUCGUUGCCGCGCUACUUGACCUGAUUGAACCGAUAUGCCUUCUUCUGAUGGUUUCUAUUAUCUUUUUCUCUCUCUCCAACAAUACAGCAAUUCAAGAAGAAAAACCCCAGCAUAUCGGCUACUUUUUCUGGAUGUCGCGGCUGCCUUCCAGUGUGUUGUGAAAUUGGCACUUGAUGACAAAAUUUUCCUCUCAACCGAUUGCUUGCAUCCUUUGACCUCGAACGGCAAGUCCAAUUUCGUGGUGAUUUUCGAUUUCAGUCUGUUUUGUUUCCCAUCCACUCGAAGUGGGCAGGUGGUAUGGUGGGUUUAUUUGGCGUCCAGCUAUAGACUUGGGCAUUGUCGAUUUGAUUCC